Molecule: messenger RNA, 892 nt
Organism: Coregonus sp. 'balchen'
Lineage: Eukaryota; Metazoa; Chordata; Actinopteri; Salmoniformes; Salmonidae
Source: the annotation of a GenBank genome assembly
AUGGUGACCGAGCUAGAGGAGACAGAGGACCUGGAGACCAUCCACCUGGAGCCACGCCCACCACUUCGUAUUGAUGUGAGUCAGACUGACCACCACAGCCAAGCAUUACCAGUCACUAUCACUAUAAUAGAGUGAUUAUUACACUGUAAUAACGUUUUGUUGUUGUUAUCAAGUCCCUCUCCAUCAGUGUCUUAUCCAAAAGCUCAGACUGCCUCAGAGGCUUAUCAUUUAGCUCUUGACUCUAACCUUAAUUUAGAGCACUAAAGCCUUGACCCCUGACUAAUGGUCACCUGACUCUCCACAGGAUCUCCCUGACCUGGAGGAUGUGGACGUUGAAGAUCCAGACAGCACCUGCAUCUUCUCCUCUCAGGUACAUUACAUACCACACACUAGGCUGUAACUAUGAUUACCCAAAAGAAAUAAUACCUUUAGCAUUUAUUGUACAAUAGUCAGCAGGUAUAUUCCAAAUACUGUACACACAAUUAGUCUCUCAAUUAGUCUCAAAUACUAAUAUUUUAUUAGGUCAGCACAGAGUGUAUUUAAUUUGGGUCAGCUGUGUUGUGUCUGAAUUGACCACCUGUGUUUCCAGCGAGUAUUCCGGCCAAAGAUAGAGGUAAUUUCAGGGGACAACAACGAUGAAGACCCAAUCAUACAUCAGAUUGGGACAGUGUGGACCACAAAGACCACACCCACCUCAGAUCCAUGCUCACAUUCACUGUUCAGAGUCUGUGACAACACAUUAAACAAAUCGCCCACCAAUCACCUAGUAGCAUUGGACCCAGAGGCGGGGGAUGCCCCAGAGCAGGUGAUAUCAGAACCUCAGGGAGAACCCAGACAGAGGCAGAGCCCUGAAGCCAGCAAACCACGUUGUCUCAUUGAGGAGCUGGACUAA